AUGCCGAGCGCGCUCCUCACCGCGCGCGCUCUCACCGCCGCGGCGGCGAUCGCGUCAGCAUGCGCGCUCACGCGCGUCACCGGCGUCGACGACUUCACCGGCGCGACCGCGCGCUCGACGACCGCGCGCGGCGACUCGACGACGACCACCACGCUCUGCACCUUCGAAGCGCGGCUCCCGAGCGACUGCGCGUGCGCGGCCGCGCUACGCCCGCCGUCUCCGCGCGCGGGCGGCGGGAUCCUCUUCCCGUCGUUAUCCCCGGGCGUGAACGCGUUCUACUGCUCGGACGCGCUCCUCCGCGACGACGACGACGACGACGACGACGACGACGACGCGAACGGGGACGCGCUCGCGCUCGCACAGCUGUCCGUGCUCGUGGAGUGCGAAAAAGGCUGCGCGGCGACGACGCCGCCGCUGAGCCUCGCGGCCGUGACGCCGCCGCCGACGCACGCGCGCGGCGGUCUUCAUCGCCAUCACCUCGGCUCCCUCAAGGUCGAGCGCCGACGGAGGACGACGCUCGCGACGUACGCGUCGACGGCGGCGGCGGAGCGAAAAGACGCCGCGCCGCUCGCGACCUCGCCGCCGCCGCCGCCGCCGACGACGACGACGACGACGACGACGACGACGCGCGCGUCGCUCGCCUCGAACGCGGUGAAAGCGUUGGCGGCGGUCGUCAUCCUCGUCGUCCUCCCCGCGCGGAGAGAUCUCCUCGAGCUCGUCGUGCACGUGUACGAGCCGGCGCUGCGGCUCGCCCGCGAAGUCGCCCUCGUCGUCGUCGGCGCCGUCGCCCUCGUCGCGCUGGCGGCGGAAACGGCGCUCAAGACGUGCUACCACUACUGCCGCGGCAGCCACUACUGCCGCAGGAAGCUGUCGCCGUCGUAG
This is a messenger RNA of Micromonas pusilla CCMP1545, 882 nucleotides long. RefSeq lists its product as uncharacterized. The coding region runs from base 1 to 882 and encodes 293 amino acids. NCBI's taxonomy places the organism in Eukaryota, Viridiplantae, Chlorophyta, Mamiellophyceae, Mamiellales, Mamiellaceae. The record is from RefSeq and is a predicted model, not a curated record. The transcript has a single exon.